Molecule: messenger RNA, 879 nt
Organism: Pestalotiopsis fici W106-1
Lineage: Eukaryota; Fungi; Ascomycota; Sordariomycetes; Amphisphaeriales; Sporocadaceae
Exons: 2
Coding region: 1-879 (292 amino acids)
Biological process (GO): ribose phosphate metabolic process; nucleoside phosphate metabolic process
Molecular function (GO): ADP-glucose pyrophosphatase activity; ADP-ribose pyrophosphatase activity
Source: RefSeq, a predicted model, not a curated record
AUGACGACCAUAAGGCUAUCCGCGGCCGACGUUGACAUUGUCGUGCCCGAGGGUCUAUCCCAAGAGAUGCUCGAGAACUUUUCUCCAUUAAACCGCUGGCUCACCAGACUGACCAAGUCCCUGGCGCAGCAGCACACCAACCCCUCACACCCCUUUCGCGCAGAGCCCUACGCCCUGCGCCAGGUAACGAUCCAAUCGUUUGACCUGUUUGGGGGCAAGCGCGUCGGCUUCCUCAAGCUGCAGGCCGAUGUGCGCAACGCGCGGGACGAGAGCCUUCCGGGCGCCAUAUUCCUGCGCGGGCCCAGCGUCGCCAUGCUCGUCCUGCUGGUCCCCGACGACGUCGAGGCCGGCAGCGCGCGCGAGGCCGAGGAGCGCCGCGUCGUCUUGACCGUGCAGCCGCGCAUCCCCGCGGGCAGUCUGGGUUUUGUCGAGCUGCCGGCUGGUAUGGUGGAUAACGGCACGUUUGCCGGCGCCGCGGCCAAGGAGAUUGAGGAGGAGCUCGGGCUGGUGAUUGAGGAGUCGGAGCUGACGAAUCUGAGCGAUUUGGUGGCGGGGGCGCAAGGAAGCGACGCCCAGCCUCAGCAGCAGCAACGGUCCGGCGGCAGCAGUGUGGAUGUGGACGAAGACCUCCCUGAAGCCGUGUAUCCGUCGGCCGGCGGCUGCGACGAGUUUAUCCCAGUCUUUGUUCACGAGCGGCGGGUGGCAAGGGAGAGCCUUGAUGAGUGGACGGGCAAGUUGACUGGGUUGAGAGAUGAUGGCGAGAGAAUCACAUUGAAGCUCAUUAAGAUGAAGGAUCUUUGGAAAGAGGGCAGACGGGACGCAAAGUGCUUGGCUGCCGUUGCCUUGUGGGAGGGUCUGAAGAGAGAAGGCAAAUUAUAA